UCACCCUUUCGGUCGUUAUCGAGAAUUCACCUCCUGAACCACCAAGAGUCUUUUCGGGCACGGCGACAUAUCUCAGAGUUUGGGGAUCAGGUCAGCCAGAACAACACUGAACUCAUCGUCAACUCGACCUCCGACUUUCCGAUCUCCUACCGAUACGAAACUCGCCGCCGUUUGGUGGUGAAACCAGCAUAUUGUAUCCCGAUCCCGAUCCUCCGACGGACACCAGCUCCGUCACGGAGCACUUCGUCAAAAUUUAUUCCAAUACAUCGCGGGCCUCCCUCCUGGGGGGCUCUUUUGAUCCGUCCUUUCGGCGUGGUUUUCGUGGACGGGAAGGAUACACAAACGUUCCUCCGGAUCCCCCAAAGCGACACAGGAUGUACCGCCCCAAUUCUCUGUGGACGUGGUCCUUCUGCAUUGUCACCCUUGUCCAAACGAUCAUUACCCUCGCCCUGGAGUGUUAUAUUUUCGUCAAUUUCCAGGUUCAAUUGCUCCCAUCGGCCGCCACCACGACUGCCUCAAAACCUAUUCCAACCUUCCUAGCCCUCUAUAGCUUCGGGUUCAUCUAUGAGCUGAUUCUCGUUUACGAUGCGCUACGUCUUAAGAACACUAUUCAGGUUAUCGGACUGUGCAUGUGCAAUAUCGGCUUGUUGAUUUACGGGGCCGUGCAGGUGCAACAAAUCCGCGAUGCUGUACAAAUCUUAUGGGACAAUGGUGCUAUUGCGGAAAAUGUUUGGGGAGAAACGGAGCCAUUCCUUAUCAUCAUCCCCUGCGUUGUGGCUAUGGGUUCAAUCUUGAUGGUAAUUGUUGCCUGGAAACUAUACGACGAGUUCGCGUGGUCGAUCUACAAACAUAUCAGCGCCGAUCUGCGAAUGAAGCGCCGGUAUCUGACUUACCAGAUCUACAUUUCGCUUCUGAAGUUCGACUUCUUCUUCUUCCUUGGUUUCACCGUUCAAUUCGUCGUUAUCGUCACGAAUAGAACCGACAUCGAAUUCGCCCUUACGCUGGCUGCCAUUCCCGUGACGAUCAUCAUUCUGAUCUGCGCGGCCUUCUUCGUGCGGCGCGAAAGUUCGAUUGGCAUGAUUGUCGUCAUUCUCCUUUACUUCGCAGCCAUGGCCUAUUUCUUGUUCAAGCUAGUCCGGAUGUACCAGCCUGGUACCUAUGACCUAUACCUGACUGCUCGGCGCUCUUUGACAUUCUUCGCCGUCAUCACCCUCGUGCUCAUCGUCAUCACCAUUAUCAACGCCUGUGUGUGUAUGCACAACUUCCACAAGGGCCUGAAGCAACAUGUACACAAGAAGAAGACGCAGAACAAAGAGGGCAAGACGACUGAGCUGUCCUCCAAUAUCUCUUCUGGCCAGGUGCCUACUCGAAUGAUGAUCGAUUGAGCAAAUCGCAGGCUACAUUCUACGAGUUCUGGAGAGAGACAGAAAAGACCCAAACGACCAAAAUAUGCCAUGUUCGAUUCUCAUAUCGUCACCCCGACGCUUGUUCGUGGGGCGAUGUUCUAUUACAGAUUAGCGAGUUUGUGCGACAUUUUUGCCGGCAGAGUUUCCUAAUACCUUGGAUAGUUGAAGACUGCGCGCGUUUCCCGGGAUUUACCACAUGAUACCUACUGCUUUGUUCGACAUUUUGACGACUCAUCAAAUACCCUUCCUUUCAUUUACAUACUGACUCUCCUUGCCUCGUGCCGGACCUCCGCUAUAUCUGGCCCACCAUCCUACUUCACUGUGCUUGUUCCUGGUGGCGCUAUAUCCGGCGUCAUAUUGACGAUUCUUGUAUUUUUCCUUACCUCUCUGAUUAUGUCAAUAUCACGACUGUGCAUCUGUUUUCAUGUACUGUAUGUAGUUUAUUAAUCCACCUAAAACUGUCAUUAGAUGCGGUACG
Aspergillus japonicus CBS 114.51 is the source of this 1884-nucleotide messenger RNA. RefSeq lists its product as uncharacterized. Lineage: Eukaryota; Fungi; Ascomycota; Eurotiomycetes; Eurotiales; Aspergillaceae. The transcript is spliced from 4 exons. The coding region runs from base 375 to 1385 and encodes 336 amino acids. Gene Ontology annotation, cellular component: Golgi apparatus. The record is from RefSeq and is a predicted model, not a curated record.